AUGAUGAGAAUGAAGACUAAAGCAACAGGGUUGUCCCCGGUGACAAAUGGCGGCGCCGCUUUUGGAGGUGGAGGUGGAGGUGAACCGGCCACGCAUGAUUGGGAGCUUAGACCCGGAGGCAUGUUGGUUCAGAAGCGAACGGAUUCCGAUCGAAUCUCUAUCCCACCACCGACUAUUAGAGUUAGAGUCAAAUACGGGUCUAUCUACCACGAAAUCAGCAUCAAUUCUCAAGCUACAUUCGGGGAGUUGAAGAAGAUUUUGACAGGGCCAACAGGAUUACACCACCAAGAUCAAAAGCUGUUAUACAAAGACAAAGAGAGGGAUUCCAAUGCGUUUCUAGACAUGGCAGGUGUGAAGGACAAAUCCAAAAUUGUUUUAGUCGAAGAUCCAAUUAGUCAAGAAAAGAGGUUAUUGGAGAUGAGAAAGACUACGAAGAUGGAGAAAGCUUCUAAAUCUAUCUCUGAAAUCAGCUUGGAAGUUGAUAGACUUGCUGGCCAGGUGUCAGCCCUUGAAUCGAUAAUUGCUAAAGGUGGGAAAGUAGCGGAGAAGGAUGUGCUUAAUUUGAUUGAGCUAUUGAUGAAUCAGUUGCUUAAAUUAGAAGGGAUUAUGGUUGAUGGAGAUGUCAAGUUGCAAAGAAAAAUGCAGGUGAUGAGAGUUCAAAAAUAUGUUGAAACAUUGGAUAUGUUGAAGGUUAAAAACUCUAUGCCUAGUAGCAAUGGAGGUCAAAUGGAAAUGCAGAAUCAACAUAGGCAUACAAAUGGGCAAAAGCUAGCCCCAAUCCAAGAGCAGCAAUCUAGGCAUUUUAACGGGCAAAGACUAGCACCAAUUCAAGAGCAGCAGUCAAGGAACUCAGUUGCCCAUUUGCCAAUCCAUCAACAAUACCAGCAGCAACAACAGCAAUCAAGGAAUUCAGCAGCAGGGGCGGUCGUAGUUACCACGAAAUGGGAGACAUUUGAUUCGUCCCCAGCAUUGUUGCCGGUCCCCUCAACAUCUACAUCUACAUCCACAUCAACCGCCAAUAAUUCAGUCCCUCCAAAUUUCCCUUGGGAAUUCUUUGACUAAGGAGUGUGCCACGUUUCUGUUUUCUUAUGUGUGUGGAUGUGCUUUGGGUUUGUCUUCCAGUUGGGUUUGUCAUCUCUUCUUCUUCUUCUUCCAUUCUUUCUGUACUUAAGAUUUUCUUGUGCAAUCCCCCUUUUUUUUAAUCCGUCAUUCAGUUCACCACCAAAUAAAUGGGGCUUCCACCAUAGAUUACUAUGAUGAUUAUAGUUAAAAACUGUUAAGUCUCCUUUUUAUUCUAUUGUCGUUGAAUUCAUAUUCCAAUUUGUACUGUCCUCCUUUUUAUGGUGACGAGCACAUAUUAUAUUUGUAGACUUGUUAAUUGAGAUACUAGACUUUUAAACUCUCGGAUGAAGGGUAGGUGUAUUUUGGCUUGCCUAAUGAGUAUUGUAUAAUCUUAAUUUCCCCAUUUCUAGGCCAAAUGGAAGGACCAGGUCGAUUGUAAAUUAUUCUCCUAUAAGCCUAAAAGAAGAGAAGAAUAUUGGUUGCUGAAAUUAUGGAAAUAUUAAAAUUCAAAAUUUAAUUCGCAGAUUAAAAUUUUUUUUUUGUAAAAUUUUUAGAAAAUACCACUUUUAAAUAUUUAUACUUUGCUUACUGUAGGGACUACAUAUACGACAAAAAGGCUUUGUUAAAUGGAAGGGAUUUGGGUUAUUAGAGGGUCAUCUAAUAACUAACCUAUCCGGUCAUAGGAAGCCAAGUCUGCUAAAAGUGCAGGGGAAAUGAUAAUAGUGGAUUAAUUUAACCAUAUAUAUGAAAGGAAACGUGUUCUAGGAUAAGAUUGUUUUUACAAAUGUCACUGAUUCCAAUUUCAGAAAACCAAACUUAUCUGGUGCAAGUCACCAGGAUUUUGAUUUUAGCCUAUGACACAUAUUACCUACUCAAUGUAAAGAACCACGAUCAGGGCCACUAUCGAGAUGCAAUAAAUAAUAAGAAAACUUGAGUUUCAUGGCCUUCCCCUGGAUUAUGAAACAUGAUAUGAUCAAACCGUCUUGCAUUUUCGAUUAAGAAAAGGGCUAGAAACUGGUUCAUGGUUGGAAGUUCCCGACUCUAUCUUAGUUCAACAUGACGAAAAGGGUGUUGGCUUAAAGUAAGUUUGUAUAGUGUACACUCUUAUGUCUAAGAAUUGACUUAGAAUUAAUUGUUUCAAUUUAGAAUGACAAAUUGCCAUUUGCCAGCAGGAAAGUCCCCAGCAGAAGUUGCAAUCUGGCAGCUCAUUUGCGCUUGAUAGACGUCGACAUAUCUCUCCAUAGGAAGAAGGCAAAAAGAAAAGCGGCCCCAACACUUCUGGUUAGUAUUAGAAGGUCCAAAAAAAAAAAAAAGAGGUGUGAUCUAACAUCCAAUUGAAAUGAUGAUAGAAAAUUCGAAUAAAGAAUACAAGAUAGCAUUUAAACAUGAAAGGCUGGUAACAGAACAUCAAUAAUUGCCCGAGAAAUAUGCAUAUAGACUAUAGAGUCAAUAUCAUGCUAUCAACACACUUUAUAAAGGAUCACUUGUCUGACUUUUCCCUGAUAAAGAGCAUCAGGUAGGCAUAAAAGAAUACAUGUUUCAUCCAUUUACUCUGAUAAAUUAUCUUGGAGACUUUGAGCCACACCCCAGCAGGUUUCGAGCUAUACAACUUUUGUUGUGAUGAUUAAAGCGAAGAAACGAAGGUCUAAAUCAUACUUUCACUAAAUUGUAUGGCAUCUAUGAAGGACAACAGCUGCUGGGAAAGGCUAGACAGUCGGUGAGCUCCGGGGAAAUUGCAAAGAAGCAUCGAUAGAAAAACGUGUCCAAUUAAUUAAUUAACUAGAAAUCUUGAUAAUAUUGUUGUUUCUGUCAGAUCAGCUAUCUUUUGUGCUAUGAUCUUUCAACUAACAAUGAUUAGCUACAAAAUCAAAUGGGUUGUAAUGUCUUUAUCCUGGUAUCCUGAUGGAAAGCAAAAUGUACCAUAUGGACAAUAUUAAAGCAUAAAGUCAGCGAAGCACUAAAAAUGUAUUUGGAAUAGUCUGUAGUUGGUUCCUGAAAAAAGAA
Molecule: messenger RNA, 3066 nt
Organism: Durio zibethinus
Lineage: Eukaryota; Viridiplantae; Streptophyta; Magnoliopsida; Malvales; Malvaceae
Gene: BAG1
Product: BCL-2-associated athanogene 1
Biological process (GO): protein stabilization
Cellular component (GO): cytoplasm
Molecular function (GO): adenyl-nucleotide exchange factor activity; protein-folding chaperone binding
Source: RefSeq, a predicted model, not a curated record